GGGUCGCAUCCCAGCCUCUUUUUUUAUAUUGUUUUUGGGAUUGUAAUAUUUAUUGCACCCUCUUUGCAAUAUAAAGCUUCUCCUCCAAUUCAAAAUAUGACACUUAUUCAUGCUUGGAAUAAUUUGGAAUAUGGCUUCGAUUGUCCUGAGGAUUACGAAUACGCUAUUCAAAGCAGGUCGUAUAUUGAAGAAGGAUUUAAACGACCUUAUGAUGUUGAUAUGGGAAUUGAUAGAAAUAACAAAGUGGUUAUUUUUAUCAGCACACCAAGAAUUGUAAAUGGAAUUCCUUACACUCUAGCUAAAGUUUCCAAUAAACGGGGCAAAUAUGGACCACUGUUGUUGCCUUAUCCGGACUUUGAAGCCCAUUCGGAACGUGAUAACCGAGAUUGCAAUAGGAUUAUAUCAGUUUUUCGUGUGUUUGUUGAUCCUUGUAAUCGUUUGUGGGCAAUUGACACGGGGCGUAACUUCUCUGCUAUGCCAUCACAAGUUUGUCCUCCUAAAAUAGUAGUUAUUGAUCUAAAGACCGAUACAAUUAUUUUCAAAUAUACCAUACCUAAGAACCAAUAUACCAACCAAACGGUUCACAAUGGAAUUAUUGUGAAUAUUUAUGAUCCUCCACCAAAAGGACGAUGCGAACAGGGAAAAGUUUAUAUAACCGAUGCUCGAGGAUUUUCAUUCUUGGUCUUUGAUGUGAAACUUCGACAAUCUUGGGUGAUUUUCAAUGACCUAUUCAAACCGGAUCCUGCUUAUUUGAAUACGACAAUCAAUGGGGAAACUUUUACCUUCCCAGAUGGACUAUACACAAGUACCCCGGAUUUGAAGAGGGGUCUAAUAUAUCUUCAUUCUCAUGCAUCGAGGAGUGAAUUAGCAGCAAAGCUCAAAGACGUCAAUAAUCGGGAAAUGUGGAAAAAUAGUCCUUCUGGUUAUCAGGAUGCUUUCAAAGUAAUUGGUACCCGCCGCACACAAUGUCCAGUACAAGCUUUGGAUUUCUGUGGAAAUAAUCUCUAUUUCUCUCAAUAUGAUCCAGUUUCAAUACAAUCCUGGAAUCCCGAUAAAAGCUAUGAACCGGCAAAUUUUAAAAUCCUCGUCGUGAACAAUCAAACGCUGCCAUUUGUAGCUGGUAUGAAAGUUGUAUAUGGUAGAGAUGGCAAGGAGUAUCUUUUGGUUAUGUCUAAUAAUUUACAGAAAUUGAAUACCGGUUCGAUUAGAUUGGAUGAAAUUAAUUUUAGAUGUUUGGUUUGCCUAACAAGUACCUUACAAUCUGGUAUAGGACCAUGUGUAAAAUUAUCUUCGUGCCUUCUAACUUCCAUCGGAGCCAAACAAAUUGAUAUUCGUUUCAUCCGACCACUAAACGUUAUUGUUUGUAAAGACUUCGAAUUGUUCCUGAAAAUGAUCUUAAUACUUCUCUUCAUCCCGGUGUCACUUAUUGGACUUACUUCUUCGAGUUUAGAAACUAUUGCCGAAUGGAAAAUUGUUGAUUUCGGUUUUCUUCAUUUGGAAGAAAUUAACUUGGCUCUUCGAAAUGGUCAGCUCGAUCAUAAAAAUGCCAAUCUCUUUGAUGUUGAUGUGGAUUAUGAUGUCAAUGGUGAACGUAGAAUUUUUGUGACCAUUCCUCGUUUGAAGGAGGGAAUUCCAUACUCCUUAGCUGUUGUUGAACCUAAACAGAGAUUCUACAAUCAAUCUUCUCCAUCGGAAAAGAUCAUUGGGGCGUACCCAAGUUAUUCGUGGCAUUCAAGCUACGGAAAUGAUUGCAAUGGUAUUACUUCUGCUAUCCGUGUUGCCAUUGAUCAGUGUCAUCGACUCUGGGUCCUGGACACUGGAACUAUUGAAUCAAGAUCUCUUUGUCCACCACAGAUAUUAGUUUUCGAUCUUGCCACCAAUACUCUUAUUCAUCGCCAUAGAUUACCACUUGUUGUCUACAGAAAAGAUGCCUCGAGGUUGGUUAAUUUAAUUGUGGACAUUUCUGAUCCAGCACCAAAUGGAUUAUGUUGGAAAGCUCUGGUCUUUAUAGCCGACACAGGCUUUCAUGGUUUGAUAGCCUACGAUGUCGCUAGCAAUCACACAUGGAGAAUCGAAAAUAAACUUAUGUUUCCUGAUCCAGAUUUCGGAACGUUUUCAAUAGCUGGGGAAAAAGUGGACAUAAUGGAUGGCAUUGUUGGAAUGUCAAUUACUCCACGACAUUUUAGAGGAGAACGUUUCUUUUACUUUAGCAGUUUGUCAAGUGAAAUCGAGAGUGUAGUUCCUCUAAGAAUACUUUUAAAUCAAACCAUAUGGAAUAAACACAUAAAGGUUCCGAGAGAGUUCUUUCCAAUCGGCCAAAGAGGAGUUCAGUGCUCGAAUCAAGCCAUGGAUAGCAAGGGGAAUAUCUAUUGUGUAACGAUGGAUGAAGUGUCUUUAAUCAGUUGGAGCAUUCGAGAUCCUUAUGCAUAUCAUUAUUUUAAUGUUUUGGCUAAUGAUGUUGAACAACUACAAUUUGCAACUGGAAUCAAAGUUGUUCGCAAUGCAUUCGGCAAGGAAGAAUUGUGGAUUUUAACUUCAAGAUAUCAGAAAGCCUUGACUAGAACUCGAAAUUUCAAUGAGGUGAAUUUUAGAAUAAUUACUUGCGAAAUAGAGCAUUUGCAAGAUAGGACAAGUAUUUGUGGUCUACGAAAAACUACAAGAUAA
This is a messenger RNA of Eupeodes corollae, 2664 nucleotides long. RefSeq lists its product as uncharacterized. The record is from RefSeq and is a predicted model, not a curated record. Lineage: Eukaryota; Metazoa; Arthropoda; Insecta; Diptera; Syrphidae. Gene Ontology annotation, cellular component: extracellular region. The coding region runs from base 97 to 2664 and encodes 855 amino acids. The transcript has 12 exons.